Molecule: messenger RNA, 3549 nt
Organism: Selaginella moellendorffii
Lineage: Eukaryota; Viridiplantae; Streptophyta; Lycopodiopsida; Selaginellales; Selaginellaceae
Exons: 8
Coding region: 284-3373 (1029 amino acids)
Source: RefSeq, a predicted model, not a curated record
CAGGUGGGAAUUCGAGCCGUUGGAUUGACACAAAUUUUCUAGCCGUUUGCUUCGAAUGAAUGAAGAGGUCGGGUGUUGUUUGGUCGUUUCUUCUCUGGAGUGAUGACCCCGGCGGGUCGGAGAGGGGUGUGACCUAGGAUUAGGCGCGCACGAAUUCGCGAGCCCGGUGGGAGGGCGCCACAAUGCCGCGGAGCAGCGCCAAGAUUUUUGGCCAAGAAAUGCCUGAAAUUUCGCCUCCGGCGCUCCAGAUCGAAGGCUAGGCUAGUUCUUGGGUCGAUUUUUCAUGGGAAGCAGGAAAGAUUCAGUGGUGGCCGCGGGGAUUUGCUUCUCGGACGAAGAUCGCGGGGUCGAUCCUCACUUGGGGUAUCCUCGGGCCUAUGCGAAGCUGUGCCGGAACGCCUGUGCCUGGCUCCAGCUCCAGGGAUUCUUGCUGCCUCACGCAGAUGGCCCUCCCAGAGCGUUUCUUCCCUACACUGCUCGUCCGGAAGAGGUUGCAAAGCUAGAACAAGUCCAAGAUUUGUUCCCGAUCGUUCUCAGCGACAGCAGGAAGGAGCAUCCCUCGCAUCUCCACAAAUUCAAGGAUGUUCUCUGGCAGCAGCUUGAUCACCUCGGCAAUGCUGGUUUUGAUCCAGCGUGUUUUAGAGUAGACUCGUAUGGCAACGUUCUUUACUGGCAUGCUGACCCCGCCUCGCCACUAGCCUGGGAAGUCUGCCACUGGUUCCCCUAUUCAAGAGGCGGCAAGACGGUUCUUAACAAUCUAAGGCUCGCGCAAUGGCAAGUGAGUCUGAAGAAAAAGGAGAAGCUUGAGUUUCUCAUUCCUUGGUGGGAUCUCCAGCUUGGGGUGUCGAUUAAUCAGUUUCUUACAGCAUUUGAUUCACCGAAUAUUGGAUUCCGACAAAGGUGUUUUUCUUUUUUCUUUCUUGGUGGUGAAGACGAGCUUCCAGAUGGAAAGACGUGCAUAAACGAUCAUCAAUGGUCACAUCAUUUUCUAGAGAAGAAGAAACGCUCGGGGCUUGCAGUGGCUGGGCUCGUCCGGCUUCAGAAAGGAGACGAAUCUGCAAACUCCAGGCUGUCGUCUUCACCUUCAGGAUUACACCAAAAAGACUGGACUAUUUCGGAGGAAGAUGCGCUUUUGCGAGGAUAUCAGAAGUUUGGUUUUGGAAAUUGGAAGGCUAUAAAAGAAAGUGAACCACUUCUUACAAAUCGUUCUCUGGUUCAAAUUCGAGAUAAGUAUCGAUCCUUGACUGGCCUUCAAAAGGAAAACCUUCAUUCUCCGAGUUGUCUGUCACCUCUUCAUUCACAGGACGGUGACACUAACAGCCGAAUUUUAUCAUCCAUAAAGAGAGAGUCAAAGAUCAAGCUACUGAGGGAGGAAGAAAAGCAUAUGAGGGAAGGCGAAUCUUCAAAACUGAAGCAGGCCCUGCAGAGUAUCAAAGACCAAAAUGAACAGGAAAAGGCUUCCUUGGACACUCUGGAAGCAGAGCUACGAAAACAAAGAAAGCAGGUGGAAAAGCAAAGACAGUGGAACGAAACACAGGCAUCAUAUCGCAUCUGCCUUGAGCGGAUGAUUCAGGAAACUAUGCACCAGAGCGUGGUUUAUAAGGAAGAGUCGAGGCUGAAUGAAAUUGCCUGCAAUUCUCUCAUGGCGCAGUUGGAGUCUCAAGCUGAGACAUGCAACGCGGCCGAAUCUCGGCUUCUGCAUAACGCUCAUAAGAGGCAAGACCUGCUGCAGAUGACCAAGCCAGUUCCUCUUUUAGAGUCCGGAAGCGUGGACGAGGAAUGCGUACCAGAGAAAUCUUCAACGCAGCUGGUGAAAGCAGAUCGUCAUGCUCCUCCCAAGAAGCAGAGAAGCAGCACCAGAGACAGAGAAGUCUUGAAAGCAAGGGAUCUCCAAAACCAUCCGCCAGCCAACGUCUCCAACAAGCAAGACAGCUUCAGUGACUCCGAAGAUCAGCAUCGUAGUCAUAAGCGAUUCCGGAAGUCGACAACACCGGCCAAGAGCAGGAGAUCCCAGUCCGCUCCACGGCAACGACUUGACAAAGAAAACAGUGUGGCUCGUCGGGAAACACCAGCGGCACCCGCGUCUGCAAAACCGUCAAUGGACAGAAUUUACUACGAGGGUGGUACUGCGCCAAGGGAAGCUGACGAUGGAAGUAACAUUGCGAAUGCGGGCAGUGAUGGUGAAGGAUCGGAGGUGACGAGAACAUUCAAGCUGAUGCCUGUUAUCAAGAGGGAUAAGCAGAACACUGACAGCGGUUAUGCGAGCUGCGGGAGCCAGCGAUUCAAAGGCAUACUCCAUGCACCACAGAGCAAGGAGAGCAGGGAUAGCAGCGAGCGCUUUGAGAUCGACGUCUCCGCGAUAGAUUCCCGCGUGACAGCAGGAAGUUCCAAGUGCUCGAGGACACCGUCGGCUAGGAACUUUGUGGAGCUGCAUUCGCCGGAGGCAAGGAAGGCACUGUCAGAACGCGGGGAGAUGUCAUGCGACGAGGAAAGCAUCAAGGAAGGGAAGAACACUCUCGAUAAGUGGCUGCAAAUACUCUUGACGAGCACAGAACAGGUUGCGGGAGCAGAAAAGCAGGAUCCACCCCGUCCCGAAACUCAGGACAUCGUAACAAAGCCAGAGAUAGAGCAGGAGGAGGCAAUUCAGCUACAGCCGAGCCAAAGCAAGUCAAGAGGAUGGCCAGAGGACAUUGCAGUCCCUCCCCCCGGACUGGCUCGAGGCUUCAGCCAGAAGAUACCAGAGGAACGAGCGCAGGCGAAGAAAUCAAGCUCCGACAAGCUCAAGGUCCCAUUCUCCGGUCUCCUCCGUAGGCUGAGCUUGAGGCAGCAGCACGGCGCUACUCCAAAGCCAGCGGCAACCGGCGAUGCCGACGCAAAGGAUCCUCCCAGGAGGCAAGUUACUUUCGAGGACUGGGAAGGCAUCUCCACCAAGCUGGUGGCCAUGAACAUCGACAGCGGCAGCAGCAACAACAGGCACUCGGUAGUGAGAGACAGGAGAGACGCUGCAAACCAUCACCUGAGAAGCGCGAGCGCCCGCGGCUCGACGAGCUCCCCGGCGAGCAAGAACACGACGAGCAGCGUGAUAGCAGUGGAUCCUUCUCCUCCGCCGCCCAAGCUCGCGAAGUCCGUGCUCUACUACUCGACCGAUAACUUCCGGGGCAACAGCGUAAACCGGAGCCAUGGCAGCAGCAACAAGGAGAACCAGGGGGAGAACACCGCCACCACCACCAUUGUCAAGCAUCAUCCAGUUCCAAAUCUCAAGGCCAUGUCGCGAAGAACUUCGCGGCGAGCUUCCAUCGACGAGUGCGCGCAGGCGUGGAAGAACCAAGUCAGUCGCUUGGAAUCACAGCAGCAGCAGCAGCUCAAGGCCUGAUCGAGAGCCAAAUUCUUCCAAGAAUUUGCAGCAGCAGAGAAGAUUUCCAGGCGGCAAACCAAAACAAUUCGUCCAAGAAAGAGUAAGUGUUCUUCACUUCGUCGUUGUAUGUCUAUGUAACACUAUGGUUAUUUUUCGUCGCGUGUAACAACAAUACAGCAUUGAUUAUUUUUCUC